Messenger RNA from Prosopis cineraria, 1711 nucleotides. Its product is annotated as zinc finger CCCH domain-containing protein 15-like. The transcript has 3 exons. The coding region runs from base 153 to 1214 and encodes 353 amino acids. Gene Ontology annotation, molecular function: mRNA binding; metal ion binding. The record is from RefSeq and is a predicted model, not a curated record. NCBI's taxonomy places the organism in Eukaryota, Viridiplantae, Streptophyta, Magnoliopsida, Fabales, Fabaceae.
UCGUCCCUCCUUUCUUUUUCCCUCCUAACCAUGUCCGCUAUAAAACCUCCCUCCCACUCCUCUCUCUCUCAUAUUCGUUUCUCUCUCUAAAUAACACAGUACCAGCUUCACUCUCUCUUCUUGACUGGCAAGUUGAAUCUUGUAUAGCGAAAAUGCAUAAUAAGGACGCUUGCUCUUCUUCGAAUGGCGGAGUCGGUACCAACAUUACUACUUCUGGUCAAGUGCAGUCGAGUGGCGCCAUUUAUGGUGCCAUCUACUCCUCUCUGUUUUCUGACAAGCCGUCCUUCUCAGCAACGGACAAUGGCGACCUCUCGGCUUACCCGUAUGAAGGAAACUCUCCCAUGAAGUAUAAUGACUCACCGAUUCAGAGUCACCUGUACGACUCCUGCGUCAUACAGAAUCAUCAAGAUAUGGUGAACCGCCAUAGCAUGUGCCUAAAUCGCCUUGCCGAAACCUCAAAGGAGGUCGAGGCUCUGCGGCAGGAGAACAGCCAACUUCGGGCUGUGAACAUGGAGCUGAACAGCCAAUUGAGCCUCCUCAUUCAGGUUUCGGUCCAGAAUCAAUUGGAUGGCUCCUCUGGUCUUACGGAAGCCUUUGACGUCAUAAAUGGGUUUCGUGGCUUACGUGUUGCGGACAAUUUCGGUGAUGGGAAGGAGAACUGUGAAAAUUGGACUAAGGAUCAAGAGGUUUCGAACGAGAGCCCAACAAGCGUGAUUGAGAACAAUGGCGAAGUGGAAAGGUUCUCGCUGCCCAAGAGCAUAUCCGUGAGGUCAAACGGGUACUUGAAGGUUGCUCAGGCUUCGACCGGCUCCAGCAAUGGAACUCGCACCAAGGGCGCUGCUCGGCCACGCCCAUCUUUGACCCCAACCGAUGUCGUUCAAAAGGUGUAUGUACGUGGAGGGAAGAAAGAGGAAGAGCCUCUGGAGAUGGUGGUGUAUAACCAAGGUAUGUUCAAGACGGAGCUGUGCAACAAAUGGCAGGAGACGGGGACAUGCCCCUAUAAGGAUCAGUGCCAAUUCGCUCACGGUAUUGGUGAGCUCCGCCCAGUCAUCCGCCAUCCACGCUACAAAACUGAGGUCUGCAGGAUGGUCCUUGCUGGCGUUGUAUGCCCAUACGGCCAUAGAUGCCAUUUCCGCCAUGCACUUACUGAACAAGAGAAAGCCAUAGCACAUGCACACCCUAAUAAGCCCCGGCCGAUGAGCCUGCACAGAUGAAAUAACGCCAGUUGAACUGCUGAUAACUAUGGUGAGAAAGUGUUAUAUCCACUAAAACAAAUGGUACAUAAUGAUAUUCUUGAUUGUGUAAUUACAUACAUGGACAGAAAUUAUAAGAUAAGAAUAAUUAGUUUCAUAUAUACUUUCAUUAUGUAGAGGAUGAAAAAUACAGGAGGCUCUUUCAGAACCUUGAGCAGGAUUUUGGAGAGGAUAUUCAUUGUAUCUCCAUCUUUCUUUUUAUUCCUCGAAGUAUGAAGUUUGAAUUGGACCCACUUACAAUUGGUGAUCCCAAGGCCAGGUGUGAGAAUUGAAUAUUUGGCUGGGAAAAAGAAGUGCUAAUUCAUUGUAAUGGUGUUGCUGUAUUCCUUUCAAAGUGAGCGAUUUAUAAUCGGAGUCAGUUAUCUUUUGAUCGGCCUUUACCCAAUCUUUCAUAGUUGUUUGAUGUUACAAACGCUUUUAGCUUUAUGAAUAAAUUCUUUUCGUUUGUCUUUUAUGAA